Messenger RNA from Podarcis muralis (Common wall lizard), 4368 nucleotides. It is a transcript of the gene PRKD2, whose product is annotated as protein kinase D2. NCBI's taxonomy places the organism in Eukaryota, Metazoa, Chordata, Lepidosauria, Squamata, Lacertidae. Gene Ontology annotation, molecular function: ATP binding; protein serine/threonine kinase activity. Gene Ontology annotation, cellular component: cytosol. Gene Ontology annotation, biological process: intracellular signal transduction; phospholipase C-activating G protein-coupled receptor signaling pathway; protein phosphorylation. The record is from RefSeq and is a predicted model, not a curated record.
ACUUCCUUCUCGGGGGGGAAGGCGAGGGGAAAGAAAAGCGAGAGAGGGAGAGAAAAGUUUGUUGGCGCAUCAGGAGCGCACGGUUUCGCCGGUGGCCUUUGGAGACGCGCGCGCAGAGCGCACCGAGGCGCACCGUCAAGUGGGCGCUCCAGCCUCCAUCCAUGUGAGACCCUCCCCGUUUUGCGGGGUGGGAGGUGGCGGGGAGACUCCGGCGACCGCCGCCCCGACGCCACCACCACCACCACGAUGGCCUCUCCUCCCGGCCGCUCCUCGUCCUGCUCUCCAGCCCCAAUGUCCCCGGCAACGGGAGCAGCAGCAGCCCCCGAGCCGGCGCCGGCUCCGUCGUGCGCCCUGGCCGGCGCCUCGCCUUGCCACGGCGUCUCCUUCCAGAUCCAGAUCGGGCUGACCCGCGAGUUCGUCCUGCUACCCGCAUCUUCCGAUCUCGCCCACGUCAAGCAACUGGCGUGCUCCAUCGUGGAUCAGAAGUUCCCCGAGUGCGGAUUCUACUGCCUCUACGACAAGAUUCUGCUCUUCAAGCAUGACCCAUCCUCGGCCAACAUCCUGCAGCUGGUCCGAGCCGCCAGCGACAUCCAGGAAGGGGACCUGGUGGAGGUGGUACUCUCAGCUUCCGCCACUUUUGAGGACUUCCGGAUCCGACCACACGCCCUCAACGUGCACUCCUAUCGCGCGCCGGCUUUCUGCGACCACUGCGGCGAAAUGCUGUUCGGAUUGGUACGCCAGGGUCUCAAGUGUGAUGGCUGCGGGCUGAACUACCACAAGCGCUGUGCCUUCAGCAUCCCCAACAACUGCAGCGGAGCCCGGAAGCGCCGCCUCUCCUCCACCUCCUUGGCCAACUCUCAGUCCCUGCGCCUCUCCAUCACGGACUCCUUGCCCUCCAGCUCUGAAGAUCUGACCCGGAGCCUGAUAGAGACCUUCCCCCGCCGGCUGACUUCCUCCACCUACAUUGGCCGCCCCAUUGAGCUAGACAAGCUCUUCCUCUCCAAGGUCAAAGUGCCCCACACCUUCCUCAUCCACUCCUACACCCGGCCCACCGUCUGCCAGUACUGCAAGAAGCUCCUCAAAGGCCUCUUCCGCCAGGGCCUCCAAUGCAAAGAUUGCAAGUUCAACUGCCACAAACGUUGCGCGACUCGGGUGCCUAAUGACUGCCUGGGGGAGACGCUGUUUAAUGGCGGAGAUGUGCAGAUGGAAGAAGCCAGCGACCUCAGUGAGGCCGACAAGAACUCGCUCAUGGAUGAAUCGGACGACUCUGGGAUCAUCCCCGGCUCCCAUUCAGAGAACGAGAUGAGGAUGGGCGAGGACUCUGACGACAGCAAGUCCCGGGGAUCCAUGGGCUACAUCCCCCUGAUGCGAGUGGUCCAGUCGGUGCGGCAAACGACCCGCAAGUCCAGCACGGCUCUGAAGGAAGGCUGGGUGGUUCACUUCAGCAACAAGGACACCCUGCGGAAACGCCAUUACUGGCGACUCGACAGCAAAUGCCUCACUCUCUUCCAAAACAACACCAGCAGUCGCUACUACAAGGAGAUUCCGCUCUCGGAGAUCUUGGCCGUGGGUCCGGCCCAGGACUUCUCCCUGCUGCCUUCGGGCGCCAACCCUCACUGCUUUGAAAUCAUCACGGCCAAAGCCACCUACUACGUGGGGGAAAGCGGCGCCCCCAGCAACCACCAGCAUGCCGGGGACAGCCUGGAGAACGCCAGGACGUGGGAGAACGCCAUCCGGCAGGCCCUCAUGCCGGUCGUCCUCCAAGGGGCUCCGAGCGCCCAAGGAGAGGCGCCCCACAGGCAAGCGUCAUUACGAAUCUCUGUGUCCAACAGCCAGAUCCAGGAGAACGUGGAUAUCGCCACCGUCUACCAGAUCUUCCCGGAUGAAGUUUUGGGCUCUGGGCAAUUUGGCGUCGUCUACGGAGGGAAACACCGGAAGACGGGCCGGGACGUGGCGGUGAAAGUGAUUGACAAGCUCCGCUUCCCCACCAAGCAGGAGAGCCAACUGCGCAACGAGGUCGCCAUUUUGCAGAGCCUGAGGCACGCCGGGAUCGUGAACCUGGAGUGCAUGUUCGAGACGCCGGAAAAAGUCUUUGUGGUGAUGGAGAAGCUCCACGGAGACAUGCUGGAAAUGAUCCUGUCUUCGGAAAAGGGCCGGCUGCCCGAGAGACUCACCAAAUUCCUCAUCACGCAGAUCCUGGUGGCUCUGCGGCAUCUGCAUUUCAAGAACAUCGUGCAUUGCGACUUGAAACCCGAGAACGUCCUUUUGGCUUCGGCCGAGCCGUUCCCUCAGGUGAAGCUGUGCGACUUUGGCUUUGCCCGCAUCAUUGGCGAGAAGUCCUUCCGCCGCUCGGUCGUGGGCACCCCGGCCUACCUGGCGCCCGAGGUCCUGCUGAACCAGGGCUACAACCGUUCUCUGGACAUGUGGUCGGUGGGAGUCAUCAUGUACGUCAGCCUCAGCGGCACCUUCCCGUUCAACGAAGACGAGGACAUUAACGACCAGAUCCAGAACGCCGCCUUUAUGUACCCAGCGAACCCCUGGCGCCAGAUCUCAGUUGGUGCCAUUGAUCUGAUCAACAACCUCCUCCAGGUGAAGAUGAGGAAACGUUACAGCGUCGAUAAAUCGCUCAGCCACUCUUGGCUACAGGAUUAUCAAACUUGGCUGGAUCUGCGGGAGUUGGAGAGCAGGAUGGGCGAGCGCUACAUCACCCACGAGAGCGACGACGCCCGGUGGGAGCAGUUUGCCGCUGAGCACAGCGUGCCAUAUCCUGAUCACUUGCGGGUCCGGCGGCUGCACGAGGAGGAGGAGGAGGACGAACAGCAGCGGGAGGUGGACAUGAAGGGCUUGACCGAGAGGGUCAGCGUGCUCUGAGCGCCUCCUGCUUACGGGAAGCUCAAAUGAAGGAUGGACAGGCACGCAGAAUCUCGCACAUGGCGUCGGCUCCGCCCCCUGGGGGCGGGGCCUUGUUCUGAAGGAGGCGGCAGCUCCCCCUGCUGGCAGUGCCAGGGAAGACGCUCUCAGAACUUUGCUCCACUUCACACCCCAAGUUCUCCGAUUCUCUUAUUUUGGGGGGGGGCGUCAUUGCGAGAGAUCAGAAGCUGCUGAAGUAGAGGGAAUGAACGUUGGGCGUCUUGGAACGGACAGGGCGGGGGAAUGAGCCGGGCAUUGUUCGGGUGCCUAAGGAGGGUGUUGCAAUUCUUGACGCAGGAAAAAAUGUUGGGGACCCCCGUCAAUAGAGGUUAUGGGGGGUGUUUAGGUUCUGAAAUCAUCUGCCUCUUGUUCUCCCGCUGUCAGGGGACUGGUUUCCAGUUUGGAACAGGAUUAUGUCUCUUGGGUCAGCCGCAAAACUGACUUUGAAUAUUCCAGUGGAGCAAAAAGACUAUCUCCAUCCUCAGCUUUUAAAAGAGGUGGGCUCUGGAAAACCUCUCUCCAGCGACUUGCUCCUGAAACCUUGUUCUGCUCGGCAAACCUGGAUUAUUUUCUCUCUCAGCCCCCGACCCCCCAGUCUCUGCCCCCCCUCCCCGCCCCCAAAACAUCCCGCCCGCUCCAUUCCUGUUUAAAAACUUGCCGCCUGAAACAACCCAGAAGGAAACAAGACUAGUCCCUUGUGCACGAGAGAGAGACAAAGCCGACUUUUCUUCUUCCAGCCCCAGAGUUAACGGCCAGCCUUCAGCACGGACAUCUUGGCACCCAAGACCUUCACAACAGCCAGAGGCGAUUCAUUGAAAGGGGGGAAAUCGCAAGAGGUGGUUAAGUUUCCAACCUCUCACUCACUUCUUAAAGGGCUGUGUGUUUCUGUAGCCCUGGUCUCUGCCUCUCCUGAAAUGACAGCUGUCUUUUGCGAGGCUCAAAUGAAGCCAAGGAUUCAAAAAACUGAUUUAGUUUUCGGGGGUUUUGAAAGAGGGGAGGGAAACAUCUACAGAGCAGCAGCGAUUGAAGUUUCCGCCUUCAGAUGACCCUGUCCACAUGUUGUGUGUCUUUGCUGCAGACAAAAGUCAGCCUAGAUUAUUGUGGUGUCUUCACACACACACACACACACACACUUCCCAACUGGGACAAAGUCCUUGCCUGCCCGAUAUUGACAGGUCUGGAGCCACAUCUGACGCCCCAGCCCCGUGCGAUCGGCUGCCUUCCUCCCCCUGGCAGAGGACAUCGUGUGCCUCCUGGACUAUGCUCCUGGGUUUUCUGGCAAAAGCGAGGCGCCUCGUUCUAGAUCUGCAAGGAUAUCCCCCCUGCCUUAGCUUUGGACUCCCUUAACCUGGGCAGCUGCAACGCCUCGAAUGUCUCGUUCGGGGGGGAAACAGGGUGGGAACCACCAAAUGUUGUAUUGUAAAUAAAAAUGCACCGGAAGCACAGCUUAAAACCAAA